UGAAAUGUGUAAGCAUGAUGUUGCCUGGAUAAUCAGCGGAGGGUGAGAGGACGUGGAGGUGCUAAUGAUCCUGUGAUCCUGCACAAACCACAGACCACAGACAGCUGAGGCCCACAGAACCAGGCGGGACAGCACCUGAUGCGUGGCUCGGGCCGGACUCCGAGAGGAAAAGGCUCUUACAAACAUGGGUGUGCUCCAGCUCCACAAUCCUUCUCACUCCAGCACUUUGCUGCAUCGGGCCAAUCAAAUGCGUCUUACUGGCACCCUAUGCGAUGUCAUCAUCACAGUGGAUGGCCAGGAGUUCCCAGCACAUCGCACAGUCCUGGCCUGCACCAGCAAGAUGUUUGAGAUCCUGUUCCAUCGCAGCAGUCUGCGAUAUGCCCUGGACUUCCUGUCCCCUAAGACCUUCCAGCAAAUCCUGGAGUAUGCUUACACCGCCUCUCUGCAAGCCACUGCUGAGGACCUAGAUGACCUGCUGUAUGCUGCAGAGAUCCUGGAGAUAGAGUAUCUGGAGGAGCAGUGCCUCAAGGUGCUGGAGACCAUUCAGCAUGAGGAGAGCCAUGAUGUAGCCCUGAAAAACCACAGCCCCACAGACCACGGCGAGCCACGCGCCCGCCACUGGAGACAAAUGCUAAUGUCAAAGAAGCAUUCCAUACAGGAUGGGCCUGCACGCACCACCCCCUCUGUCCUGCACCAGCUGGCCCUGUACCACAUGUCUGACAGAAGUCCCACUCACAUGGAGCAAAACAACACACCGCUGAGCCCAAAACAGCUCCAGGAGGGGGCGCUGAAGAGCACCCAUGAGUCGCCCUCAGAGCUGUCCCAGGUGACCUCUAUGGAUCCUGACAGCAUCAAGUGUGAGAGCAUGCAAGUGGAUGAGCCUGAGGUGGGCCAAGGCCAGCCCUCCAGCCCGGACCAGGGGAGCGGUGUCGCAGAGCAGUCUCAUGAUGAGGGGCCCGGGACCCCCCUGAGAAGCAGCGUCAUCACCAGUGCUCGAGAGCUGCACUCCAGCCCUGAGCAUGGAGGAGCAGCGGCCAAUACUCUGGACUCUUUCCCUGGGAUAGGAGAGAAACAUAUGACCUCUGUUUACUCGAUGACUGGCAAUCACACAGGGGAUGGGAUGAUUCCAGUAUCAAUGGCCCCACCCUUGGGUGUCUCACUGGACCCUAGAGCCUACGGUGGCCUGUUACACCAGGGUCUGCUCCACAGAGAACUGCUGAACCGCCUGGGCCAGUUCGCAGCAGGAAUGAGGCAGGAGGGCCAGAGCCAGGGCCAGUGCUGUGGUGAAUGUGGGCUACAG
This is a messenger RNA of Boleophthalmus pectinirostris (great blue-spotted mudskipper), 1300 nucleotides long. RefSeq names its product zinc finger and BTB domain-containing protein 16-A-like. The annotation marks the transcript as partial. The transcript has 2 exons. The record is from RefSeq and is a predicted model, not a curated record. NCBI's taxonomy places the organism in Eukaryota, Metazoa, Chordata, Actinopteri, Gobiiformes, Gobiidae. Gene Ontology annotation, biological process: regulation of transcription by RNA polymerase II. Gene Ontology annotation, molecular function: protein binding; DNA-binding transcription factor activity, RNA polymerase II-specific; RNA polymerase II cis-regulatory region sequence-specific DNA binding.